CUGGCCGACCUUAUCCUCUUCUUGGUUCUUUGUUUCUCUCUCUAGAAUUUUACAACUCAUUCAUGUUUUCCACAUUUCUUUUUCAAAAGAGAAAAAAUUAGAGAGCCAAAAGGAGAAGAAGGAGAUUGAAAGGAAGCCCUGAGCCGGAGAGAAAGCAAACCCUAGAUAACUUUGACUCAGUACAAGGAGAAAUUCUUAUUCUUUCGAUUUGAUCCGUAGAUCCUGAGACCAACAUAAGUAAAAAUCGAAUCAUCAUUACGUUUACAGACACUUGAGAGGGAGUUAAAGAUGAUGUCCAGGUCUUAUACCAAUCUUCUAGAUCUAGCUUCUGGGAAUUUCCCAGUAAUGGGUAAAGAGAAGAAGCGUCUUCCACGGGUGAUGACAGUUCCUGGGGUUAUAUCUGAACUUGAUGAAGAUCAGGCUAACAGCGUUACAUCAGAUGUGCCAUCUUCAAUAUCCAUGGACAGAGUUAUUAUCGUGGCUAAUCAACUUCCUAUUAAAGCUAAACGAAGGCCGGAUAAUAAAGGAUGGAGUUUCAGUUGGGACGAGGAUUCGUUGCUGUUACACAUCAAGGAUGGUUUGCCUGAAGAUAUGGAGGUGCUUUAUGUUGGAUCCUUGAGAGUAGAUGUGGAUAUCAAUGAACAAGAUGAUGUUUCACAGAUGCUCUUAGAAAGGUUUAAAUGUGUUCCUGCAUUUUUACCUGCUGAUAUAUUGGCUAAAUUUUAUCAUGGUUUUUGUAAGCAACAUCUGUGGCCACUGUUCCAUUACAUGCUGCCCUUUUCAGCUAGCCAUGGUGGUCGAUUCGAGAGGUCUUUAUGGGAGGCGUAUGUUGCUGCUAACAAUAUCUUUUCGAAGAAGGUGAUCGAGGUGAUAAAUCCUGAGGAUGAUUAUGUUUGGAUUCACGAUUAUCAUUUGAUGGUUCUGCCUACUUUCUUGAGGAGGCGUUUUAAUCGUUUGAGAAUGGGUUUCUUCCUCCACAGUCCUUUUCCUUCGUCGGAAAUAUACAGGACUCUUCCCGUGAGAGAGGAGAUUCUCAAGGCUUUACUGAAUUCCGACCUCAUUGGCUUCCAUACUUUCGACUAUGCUCGACAUUUCCUUUCUUGUUGCAGUAGGAUGCUUGGUUUGGAAUACCAAUCGAAAAGGGGCUAUAUCGGGUUGGAAUACUAUGGAAGGACUGUCGGAAUAAAGAUUAUGCCUGUCGGCAUCCACAUGGGUCAGAUCGAGUCUGUCUUGACGCAUGCGGAUAAGGAGUGGAGAGUCGCAGAACUUAAGCGACAAUUCGAAGGGAAAACUGUUCUACUCGGGGUUGACGAUAUGGAUAUUUUCAAAGGAGUGAAUUUGAAACUUCUAGCAAUGGAACAUAUGCUGAAGCUUCACCCGAAUUGGCAAGGACGGGCUGUUCUUGUCCAGAUUGCUAAUCCCGCAAGAGGAAGUGGGAAAGAUUUGGAGGAGAUACAAGCCGAAAUAAAAGCCAGUUGUAAGAGAAUAAACGAGACUUUCGGAAGUCCCGGUUACGAACCGAUUGUCUUCAUCGAUACGCCUAUAUCUGUUGCCGAACGAGCUGCAUAUUUCACCAUUGCCGAGUGUGUGGUGGUGACAGCUGUCAGAGACGGGAUGAAUCUCACUCCUUACGAAUAUAUUGUGUGCCGACAAGGCACACCUUCAAAUGUCGGAUCGAGAAAGAGCAUGUUGGUUGUUUCUGAGUUCAUAGGAUGCUCUCCUUCACUUAGUGGUGCUAUACGGGUCAACCCAUGGAACACUGAAGCGACUGCUGAAGCGUUAAACGAGUCUAUUUCAAUGGCGGAGACUGAAAAAGAGUUGCGUCAUGAGAAGCAUUACAAAUAUGUUAGCACUCAUGAUGUGGCUUAUUGGUCGAAAAGUUUCUUUCAAGAUUUGGAAAGGACUUGUAAAGAUCAUUUUAGGCGACGGUGUUGGGGUAUCGGUUUAAGCUUUGGAUUUAGAGUUGUUGCACUUGAUCCUAGUUUUAGGAAGUUGUCUAUUGAUGCAAUAGUGUCUGCUUAUUCGAGAGCCAAAAACAGGGCGAUAUUGUUGGAUUAUGAUGGUACUGUCAUGCCCCAAACAACCAUCAAUAAGACUCCUAGCGAGGAGGUUAUCUCCAUUUUAAACAUACUUUGUGGUGACGUUAAGAAUGUUGUUUUUAUUGUGAGUGGACGUGGAAAGGAUAGCUUAGGGAAGUGGUUUUCUCCGUGUAAGAGGCUCGGAAUUGCUGCGGAGCAUGGAUACUUCAUGAGGUGGUCUGCUGGUAAGGAAUGGGAAACUUGCGUGCAAACGAGUGAUUUUGGAUGGAUGCAAAUAGCUGAGCCAGUUAUGAAAUUAUAUACUGAUUCUACGGAUGGAUCUUGGAUUGAAACAAAGGAGAGUGCCUUAGUAUGGCACCAUAUAGAUGCAGAUCCUGGCUUUGGGUCUAGCCAGGCAAAGGAGUUGUUAGAUCAUCUUGAAAGUGUUCUAGCAAAUGAGCCUGUUGCUGUUAAAAGUGGCCAAUUCAUUAUUGAAGUGAAACCUCAGGCUGUAAGUAAAGGGACAGUUACAGAGAAGAUAUUCUCAUCAAUGGCGGGUGAUGGAAGACAGGCUGAUUUUGUGUUGUGCAUAGGAGACGACAGAUCAGAUGAGGACAUGUUUGGGGUAAUUGCGGAUGCAAUGAACAGUGGGGUACUGUCGCCAAAUGCAACUGUAUUUGCUUGCACUGUUGGGCAAAAACCAAGUAAAGCGAAAUACUAUCUGGAUGAUCCCAAGGAGGUAAUCACCAUGCUGGAUUCUCUUGCUGAUAUUACAGAUCCAUCACCUGUUGUUACAGAAGUUGUUGUUGGAAAUAGAAGUAGUAGUAGUACUAGUGUAAGCUUCUCCUCCACCUCCUGAACAAGGGUGGUGGUGGUGGUGUGGUUGUUUCCAUAUGUCCUUCCUUUCUUUCUUCCUUCCUUCCUUCCACUGUUGAAUGAUCAAGAACAGGCAGCCAGACAGACAUAAAAAGAGAAACGAUUGGAGGCUGUCUGCUCACGGACUGAGGGAUGGAUGGAGGGAUGGAUGGGUGGAUGGAUGGAUGUAUGUGGGUUAACCGAAACAAGGCCUUGGUUUCGAGGCUGGGGGGAUUUUGCUGUGGUGGACUGAGAUGAGAUGAGAUGGAUUAUGAUAAAAAAAAAUCUUGCAUAGGUGAACAUAAGUGAGGAGGUGGGAGGGGAUUUCUUUUAAUGGUUGGUUGGUUAGUUAUGAAUAACACUCAAACUCUCUUUUGCUUCUUUUUUCUUUUGUCUAUUAAUCCUGAUUCCUGACUCCCCCUCCACAUUAUUUGGUUA
Messenger RNA from Impatiens glandulifera, 3311 nucleotides. RefSeq names its product probable alpha,alpha-trehalose-phosphate synthase [UDP-forming] 7. NCBI's taxonomy places the organism in Eukaryota, Viridiplantae, Streptophyta, Magnoliopsida, Ericales, Balsaminaceae. The coding region runs from base 289 to 2877 and encodes 862 amino acids. Gene Ontology annotation, biological process: trehalose biosynthetic process. The record is from RefSeq and is a predicted model, not a curated record. Gene Ontology annotation, cellular component: cytosol. The transcript has 4 exons. Gene Ontology annotation, molecular function: catalytic activity.